Messenger RNA from Pipistrellus kuhlii (Kuhl's pipistrelle), 1035 nucleotides. RefSeq names its product CD79a molecule (gene CD79A). Gene Ontology annotation, molecular function: transmembrane signaling receptor activity. The coding region runs from base 55 to 738 and encodes 227 amino acids. Gene Ontology annotation, biological process: B cell differentiation; B cell receptor signaling pathway. The record is from RefSeq and is a predicted model, not a curated record. The transcript has 5 exons. Lineage: Eukaryota; Metazoa; Chordata; Mammalia; Chiroptera; Vespertilionidae. Gene Ontology annotation, cellular component: B cell receptor complex; external side of plasma membrane; membrane.
GGUCUGGUACCCCAGGACUGCGGCAAGCCAGACCAACCAACCGGCUGGGAGAAGAUGCCUGGGGGUCCUGGCGUCCUGCAAGGCCCGCCGCCUGGCACCGUCCUCCUCCUCUUGAUCUGUGCUGCUGGCCUGGGCCCAGGAGGCCAGAGCCAGUGCACAGACCGGACCCCGCCAUCGGUGAAGGUGAUGGUGGGGGAGGAGGCCCGCCUCCCGUGCCUGCUCAACAUCAGCCUCCUCAGCAGCCGCCCAAACAUCACCUGGUGGCGAAUCGUCCAAGGCAACUUCACGUGGCCCCCGCAGUUCCACGCCUGGGCCGAGAGCAACGGGGAGCUCUUGUUCCCAUCGGUGAACAUGAGCCACCGAGGCCUGUACAGGUGCCACAUCUUGGAAAACGGCGUUGAGUGGCACUCCUAUGGCACCUACCUCCACGUGUUUAAGCCGGUCCCCAGAGCCUUCCUGGACAUGGGGGAGGACACCAAGAACAACAUCAUCACGGCGGAGGGCAUCAUCCUGCUCUUCUGCGCCGUGGUGCCCGGGACGCUGCUGCUGUUCAGGAAACGAUGGCAGAACUUGAAGUUCGGACUGGACCCCCGGGAUGACUACGAAGACGAAAAUCUUUAUGAGGGCUUGAACCUCGACGACUGCUCCAUGUACGAGGACAUCUCGCGGGGCCUCCAGGGCACCUACCAGGACGUGGGCAGCCUCCACAUCGGAGACGUCCAGCUGGAGAAGCCGUGACCAGCCCCUGUCUGCCAUGCUCCCAGCGGCAGUGUCUCCCCGGCUCCCGGGGAACCAGCUCUUUCACCAUCAUUCCCGGGAGGGUCCUGCAUCAACUUCCCCCUGGGGAGUGUCCGCUCCUCCUCCUUCCCCUCCCCGCCACCUUCCCCAAGCUCCCACCCACUCGCUGACCCCGCUGGUAAUGAGCCUUAAUCACUGCCUGCCUCUAGGGGACUGAUUGUAGCAGCCUCCGUGUCACCUCCCCCUCCCUUGCUUUUGUCAAGGCCACUUAGUUAUAAUAAAUGCUUCCCAAUUGCA